CUUCUCUUAGACAAAACAAUUAAAGAAAAUAAAAAUAGGUCAAAUCCAACACCAUUUCUUGACUUACCUCAAUUCUUUCGUUCUUUCUAUUUUUAUGUUCUCCUUCCUCUCUUUUGGGUGCCUCCUUAGUCCUUUCUUUUUUUUCUUUCUUCUGAUUCCUCAGAUUCAUUCUUCAUCAUUUUCUUCCCCUUCCCAACACCACCCUAAACUAUUUUCCCCCCUCUCUCUUAAUUUUUUGUUUUUUUUUUUUCAAUUUGGUUUGAAUAAUUUCCCCUUUUGGAAAGUAAAAACCCUUGGAUUUUUUUCCCUGUUCUUGGCUCAGUGAGAAACUACUUGAACUGAAGUUGCUUCUCUAACUGCUGAUUUGCUCGCUGCAACUCUCUACCUUGCUUGGUUGACUCAAGGAAUAUAAUACUUUGGAAGAAGGAGAAGAGAAAAUGGUUCGAGGGAAGACUCAGAUGAGACGCAUAGAAAAUGCCACAAGCAGGCAAGUGACGUUUUCAAAGCGCCGCAAUGGGUUGCUUAAGAAAGCGUUUGAGCUUUCUGUUCUUUGCGAUGCUCAGGUUGGUCUCAUCAUCUUCUCUCCAAGAGGCAAGCUUUAUGAAUUUGCAAGCUCAAGCAUGCAGGAGAUAAUUGAAAGAUAUCGCAAGCAUACAAAGGAUACUCCACCAGCAGCCAAAUCAGCUGAACAGAAUGUGCAGCAGAAUUUGAAGCAAGAAGCAGCAACCUUGAUGAAAAAGAUUGACAUUCUUGAAGCCGCAAAAAGGAAAUUCUUGGGAGAAGGUUUAGGGUCCUGCAGCAUUGAAGAACUGAUCCAGAUAGAACAACAAUUGGAGAAGAGUGUAAGCAUUGUUAGAGAAAGAAAGACUCAGCUUUACAAGGAACAAAUUGAGCAACUAAAAGAAAAGGAAAAAGCCCUAAUGGAUGAAAAUGCCAUGCUCUAUGACAAGUGUGAUAAUAUGGUUCAAAAUCUAGCAACAAAUAAAACAAAUAAUAAGGAUCAGAGAGAGAAUCAAGCUCAACCCUAUGCAGAAAGUAGUAGUCCAAGUUCAGAUGUGGAGACCGAAUUGUUCAUUGGACUUCCUGAAACAAGAACAAGGCGCAUGUCUCCUACAAAUUAAUUAAAAUUAAGUUCUCUAUGAUGAUUGUUGGAACUAAUCCAUCCCUAUGCAAAAGUAUGUAUAGAAUAAUAAGGGUAAUUAACCCAAAAUUAACCUUAUCAUUAAUGUAUAUUAGAAAUGUGCUUCUUUAUUCUGCUCUAAUAGAGAUAAGAUAAUAAUAGUGAUGACUAGAGUGCUUUGUUUGAUGCUAUAUCCUCAAACAUAUGUUUGGAGUUUGAUUAUUAUAUGACAAGUUGUAAUGGCAAAUGCCUAAUGGAACUCUGAUUCAAAUUAAAUUCCUGAAUUCACUAUUAUAUGAGUGCAGUAUUAGGAUAA
This is a messenger RNA of Arachis stenosperma, 1436 nucleotides long. Its product is annotated as MADS-box protein SOC1. Lineage: Eukaryota; Viridiplantae; Streptophyta; Magnoliopsida; Fabales; Fabaceae. The record is from RefSeq and is a predicted model, not a curated record. Gene Ontology annotation, cellular component: nucleus. The transcript is spliced from 9 exons. Gene Ontology annotation, biological process: positive regulation of transcription by RNA polymerase II. Gene Ontology annotation, molecular function: DNA-binding transcription factor activity, RNA polymerase II-specific; RNA polymerase II cis-regulatory region sequence-specific DNA binding; protein dimerization activity. The coding region runs from base 438 to 1121 and encodes 227 amino acids.